Messenger RNA from Didymodactylos carnosus, 3392 nucleotides. NCBI's taxonomy places the organism in Eukaryota, Metazoa, Rotifera, Eurotatoria, Philodinida, Philodinidae. The record is from the annotation of a GenBank genome assembly.
AAAAAAUUAAUUAUUUGACAAAAUAUUGUUAAAUUUUUGAGCAUGGGACUGUUAUAAAAAAAAUUUGAAGAAUGAAUUGGAUUCUAAAACUCUUAAUCUAGCCAGCCUUGUAGCUCGUGAAAUUCUCUGUCAGGUGUGGUAUAGCUGAAAUUCUUUUGUUGAGUCCUUAUUCUACAAAUGGGACUGUAAGCUAGUAGAGUAGGCUAAAUUAACCUUAAUUAGCGCUAAUUAGUCAAUAACAGGAAGGAAGAACAAAACUUUUUACAUAUUUUCUCGUAGUAAAUAUUCUCCACACAUUUUUCUAUCGAUCUAGAUAAGAACCAAGUCUUUAUGAUGAAUGGAGAAUGGACAGGAAUUCUUUUAAUAAUAGUCCCUUGUUGAAAAACUUACCAAUAUUUUUUAAAGUAAUUAAUUUUUUUCUUAGCCAAAUAAUGUUAGUAAGCCGAGAAAAUUUCAGGACAUAUACUCUGAAGUAUCCUCUACAAACUGGGAACGUUGGGCGAAAAUCUAAAUGCCGCCCCUCCCCCCGUUAAUUUUUCUGAUAUCAUCCCAAUCAAUGAUUUUGCUAUGAUAUUCGUUGUUUUCGGCUUUUCUCUCUAAGCCACGCCUAAUCCUAGUACAUAUGGUGUUGAAUAGAACAAUGUUUGAACUAUUCACACACAUAUUUGGCGUUAGUUGCGUCCUUAUCAUAAACAAGGAAAAAGAAAUACCCCUAAAUUCGAUAUUUUGAAGAACACGUAUCUCCGUUCCUGAGACAACGUAUAACAUUACCUCAAAAGUAUUUUUUACUCUAGGCCCCCAUCCGUUGUAGAAGACUAUCCUUUAAUAAAAGACUGUUCCAUAUUAGAAGACCAGUCUAAGACUUGUGAGUUGCAAGCCGAAAUAGAGGACCAUGGUCUUUUGUUUCUGCUAUAUUUUCAUGAAAGAAAUAAUUAUAUUAGAAAAGAAAAAUGCUAGUAAUUCCUUACAUGCACUUAACAUUAAACUAAGAUGUUAAGUGCAUGUAAGUAAUUAUUAACAUCUUUCUUUUCUAGUUUAUUCAUCAGUUAGGAUUCUCGUUAAGUAAUCUUAAUUUCUAGAAUAAUUAUAUAUUUCGAACAAGUUUUUAUUUUAAACGAGUUUUUUUGAUUUGCGUAUCAUGAUCGUGUAUUUGAAACGAGUAUAACGAAUGUCAGCAAGAAUUAUUUGUUAAAUAUAACUUACGAGCACAAAAAUCAUAUAUAUCAUUCGAAUCAGGCCCUAAAAGAUACUACUAUAUUGUAUUUGUAUGUUAUAGUCGAUAUUCGGUUGCCAUCUCGAGUCGUCGAACAGCUGAAAUUCAGUUAAAUGGCAUUCUUAAUGAUCCUGAAAAUUUUCACCGUCGUCACUCAACAAUACCGACCGUCGAAUAUACAAUCAAACGUGUGGCAGAACUGCUUAAUACAUGUCCAUUUAUUGUUGAACGUCUUUUAUUUGCCAUGAAGUAUCGAGCUGUUACUACAUUAAGCAUAGAUGAUCUACAAAAAAUUACACGCGUACUCAACAGCACCUUUGAUACUCGAACGCUCGUCUUUUUCAUUAUGUUAGACAGUAAUGACGAUAAAUUCAUAAGUGGUCGCGAAUUGCAAAAGUUCUAUGAACAGUAUUUAUCAGAAAUUAAAUCAUUGUCAGUAGAAAAACGAGAUGAAGUAAUUAAGACUCUACAAAGAAAACUUGGUAUAUCUAAGCCUAAUGCAAAAAUUAAUUUUGAAGAGUUCCAUACGAUUAUUUCCGAAGAUCCAAAUUUAGUAGAAUCACUUAGUAAAUUUACUGUACAACCUUUAUGGUAUCUAUCCACAAACACAGAUGGGCAACCCAAGAAAGCAAAUGAAUUUUUAAGAAAACUAAUUCCGGUUGAUGAUCAUAUCGAUUAUCAUCAAACCGUUGGACGAAUAAUAGGUGUUUUGUCAAUUGUACAUACAAUUGCACAUUUUAUCAAUUUUGGAGUAGAAGGCAAAAUGUCAUGGCCAAAGUAUAUAUUUACACUGGCUGCUAAGUCUGGUUGGGUACAUGGUUUUGCUCCAUUGUCGGGCGUACUGCUUUGUGUUAUAUUAGCCGUGAUCGUCAUAUGUUCAAUGUCAUAUGUUCGACGUGGUGGUCAUUUUCAGGUGUUUUACUGGACACAUCUCCUCUAUGCACCAUUUUUCAUUCUACUCAUUCUUCACGCUGAAAAUUUUUGGAAAUGGAUUAUUGCACCAUUGACGGUAUUUUUAUUUGAAAAAGUUUAUUCACUAAUAGCUCGUUUUUCAGCGGCACGUGGACGAACAUCAUUGAAAUCUGUUACUAUUGAACAUUCAAAUGUUGUAUCAUUAAAUAUUCAUCGACCAAAAAGCUUUGAUUUUAGACCAGGUGAUUAUGUUCUAAUUAACAUUCCAAAAGUUGCUUAUUACGAAUGGCAUCCAUUCACCAUCAGUAGUGCACCAGAAGAAGGUAACAUUAUACAAGUACACAUAUCAGCAGUGGGAAAUUGGACCAAACAAGUUUAUAAUCGUUAUAAGGAGAUGAGCCAAACAGAUCAUGAUGUCCAUGUACCAGUUCAUCGCGCUGAUGUCCAACCGGUGCCAUUCGGGCUUACAAUACAAGAAGAAGAUCCAUUAAAUGAUACUACUGUUGAUUCAGUAUCCAUUCAAUUAGACUCCCCACAAUUAACUACUGAAAAACGUCAAUCAGUAGAUUCAGAGAAAACAACAGAAACAGAGGCAACAGAGGAAUCACAGGCAACAUCAAGACAAGAAUUAAUAUUUAUUAACGGCCCAUAUUCGUCGUGCGCACGAUACAUUUUUGAUUGUAAACACGUUGUGCUUAUAGGAGCGGGAAUUGGCAUAACACCCUAUGCGAGUAUAUUAUCAAGUUUAAUGGCUCAAUUUCGUGCUAGCCGAUUUGAAUGUAAAAAAUGUUCGCACAUUAAUUAUAACAUGGAUAGAAUACAAGCUCAUCGAUUAAAAAAAGUUGAUUUCAUCUGGGUUAAUCGUGAUAUUAAAAAUUUUGAAUGGUUUUUAAGUUUAUUACGCAGUUUUGAACUAGAACAAGAAUCGUAUCUUGUACACAAUCCAGAUGAACCGGCUCCAAAUCGUUUUCUCGAUAUGCAUCUCUAUUUUACUGCUCUACGAAAUGAAGGAAAUAUUGGUAGUGCUCCCUUUGAUCUAGUGACUAGAGUCUAUCAAGAUAUGUGUGAUCAAGAUAUAUUCACAAAUUUGAAAGUUCAAACAUAUACUGGACGACCAAAAUGGGAUGAUAUCUUUAAGAAAUUAAAAAGACAAUCGAGCAAUAAAAAUGAUGUAAACGUGUUCUUUUGUGGACCAGCAACAAUGGCAGCUGGCAUUAAACAAUAUUGUCAGCAAUAUAAAUUUCGAUUUUACGAGGAAAAGUUUUAG